AUGGCUUUCAAAAUUCAAUCUCAGCAUCUCCUUUCAUUGGUUCUUCUUUUUCUGGGAUUGUUGGCAUUUCAAGCUUCAUCUCGCACUCUUCAAGAAGCUUCAAUGAAGGAGAGGCAUGAGCAAUGGAUGGUUCAAUAUGGCAGAGUGUAUAAGGACCCCCAGGAGAAGGAGAAGCGUUUCAAUAUAUUCAAGCAAAAUGUGGAAUACAUUGAAGGCUUUAACAUUGCUGGAGCCAAGCCUUAUAAGCUAGGCAUAAAUCAAUUUGCAGAUCUCAGCAAUGAAGAAUUCACAGCUUCUAGAAAUAGAUUCAAGGGUCACAUGUGCUCCUCAAUCUCAAGGACACCCUCUUUCAAAUAUGCAAAUGUGACUGAUGUGCCUUCCUCUGUAGACUGGAGAAAGCAAGGUGCUGUGACACCUGUCAAGAACCAAGGCCAAUGUGGAUGUUGCUGGGCAUUUUCUGCUAUAGCAGCAACAGAAGGAAUCAUUAAGCUGAGUACAGGCAAAUUGAUCUCUUUGUCGGAGCAAGAGCUGGUUGAUUGUGACACAGGUGUGGACCAAGGCUGUGAAGGAGGUUUAAUGGAUGAUGCCUUCAAAUUCAUCAUAAAAAACAAAGGCAUAACAUCUGAAGCCAACUAUCCUUACAAGGGUGUUGAUGGAACUUGCAAUGCCAAUGAAGAAGCCAACCAUGUAGCCACCAUUAAUGGGUAUGAGGAUGUCCCUGCCAAUAGUGAGCAGGCACUGCAAAAAGCUGUGGCUAACCAGCCAGUUUCAGUGGCCAUAGAUGCAAGUGGAUCUGAUUUUCAGUUCUACUCAAGUGGCAUUUUCACAGGUUCUUGUGGCACCGAGUUGGAUCAUGGUGUUACAGCCAUUGGUUAUGGUGUCAGCGAUGAUACUGAAUAUUGGUUGGUGAAAAAUUCAUGGGGAACAGAGUGGGGUGAAGAAGGAUACAUUAGGAUGCAAAGAAAUGUGAAUACUCAAGAAGGUCUUUGUGGCAUAGCAAUGCAAGCUUCUUAUCCCACUGCAUAAUUGUUAAACUAAACACCCUUGUUUCUUUCAAUUCUCAAUAUUCACUCCCAAUGAUUGGUGUUGAUGUAUAGUAUACCUUUGCACCAUUUAAUUAGUACCUGUGAACUACAUUACUUUAAAAACAUAGCAAUGACAAUGAGACACAUGCAUAUAUUUUCAAGUUCUGUAAGUCAUGAUUGUGAAAGUUGUCAAAUGUUUUUUUUUUUUGGCCAGAAAAGUUG
Molecule: messenger RNA, 1247 nt
Organism: Prosopis cineraria
Lineage: Eukaryota; Viridiplantae; Streptophyta; Magnoliopsida; Fabales; Fabaceae
Product: senescence-specific cysteine protease SAG39-like
Exons: 2
Coding region: 1-1026 (341 amino acids)
Cellular component (GO): lysosome
Molecular function (GO): cysteine-type endopeptidase activity
Source: RefSeq, a predicted model, not a curated record